Molecule: messenger RNA, 1344 nt
Organism: Diaporthe batatas
Lineage: Eukaryota; Fungi; Ascomycota; Sordariomycetes; Diaporthales; Diaporthaceae
Exons: 1
Coding region: 1-1344 (447 amino acids)
Cellular component (GO): cytoplasm; mitochondrion
Molecular function (GO): 2-dehydropantoate 2-reductase activity; NADP binding
Source: RefSeq, a predicted model, not a curated record
AUGCCCCUUUUGAGGAUCGUCAGGGCACGACUACAUCCCAGGCGAAUGGCGGCCCGUCAUUUGUCUCAGCGUUCAGCUGUUGCUCCACAUGAACGGCCACCAUGGCUACAGGCAGUCCUCGACGACGCAACGAGCCCGCCCAGAUCCUUCGCCUGGACUCUGGAGAACCUUGAGCACAGCGAGAGAACGAAGUCACCUGAUGAACAGAGGAUCCACAGGCGCAGCGACCAUGAGCGUCGUAUCUAUAUAUUGGGAGUGGGGAAUCUUGGGCGCCUUUACGCGGCCUGUCUCGCGCAGCUUGCCAAUCCACCUCCCAUCACACUCGUGGUUAACCGACGUAGCCUCCUUGAGCAUUGGGCAACAGACCCUGGGAUUGAGAUCACCCGAUAUGGUAUACCGGAGCGCGUGUCAAAUUUGGACAUAGAAUGGUGGACCGCCGACAAACCGUCCAUUGGUCCCGUGAGAGAAAUUGCCGAUGGACACCAGCUCGGCAAUCUGAUUGUUGCAACCAAGGCCCAAGAUGCCAUGCCACAGCUCGACUCUCUACGUCGGUACCUGGGCAGCUCGUCUACGGUUGUGUUUGUUCAAAAUGGUGUGAAUCGGCUAUGGCCCCCCCACGGCUCUGCCUACAAUGGUCAUCGGUUUCCGGGCGGGCAGCACCCAAAUUGGCUACAUGGAGUGACUAUGCAUGGAGUGUACUCUGAAGGGAUAUUCAAGAGCGUCCAUGCUGCCCCGGCUGACAUCACCAUCGGCCCUGUGUGCCCAAGCGACAAGCACCCCGAGAAGGCCAGCCAUCUCACCGAGAUGAUCACGAGGGCACCCCAUCUUGCAGCGCGGACCGUAUCAAGACCCCAACUCUGGGUGCUCCAGUUGGAGAAGCUUGUCAUUAAUUCGAUCAUCAAUCCUCUGAGCGCGAUUCUACGCGUCAGGAAUGGUGACCUAUUCGCCGACAAGGAUGGCGACGUUGUCAAGGUCAUGGAUGCACUCCUUAACGAAACGAGCAAUGUACUCCAGGCCCUGGUGAGACAGGAGAGUAGCUCACAGAUCCUGCAAGGUGACAAGGCAUUCGAAGACGCCUUGCUACACCGUUUCUCCGCAACAAGACUGCGAGAGUUGUUACAUCAGAUUGGAGAGAAAGUCAAACACAACAGGAGCUCGAUGUUACAAGAUACAGAAGCCGGCAAGCAGACUGAGAUCGGAGAAUUCAACGGCUGGUUGGUUGAAACAGCCGAAAUGUUAGGCCAGGGCCUAGACGUCAGCAGUCACAAGAUCGUGAUCGAUCUGGUCCGCAAGAGAGUGAGGCUCGAUAAGGACCAGCUCGGCACACAUGUGCUGCGCUAUUGA